AUGGGAAAUUUUGAGGCUGCCCAAGCUAACUUGCAGCUGGAUGCUGACAAGUAUGAGAAUGACCCAGAACUAGAGAAGAUCCGAAAAGAAAAAAACUACUCUUGGAUGGACAUAAUAACCAUCUGCAGAGAUAAGCUGCCAAAUUAUGAAGAAAAGAUCAAGAUGUUUUAUGAAGAACAUUUACACCUUGAUGAUGAAAUUCGAUAUAUCCUGGAUGGAAGUGGAUACUUUGAUGUAAGAGAUAAAGAAGACAAGUGGAUCCGCAUCUUCAUGGAGAAAGGAGACAUGAUAACACUUCCAGCUGGGAUUUAUCAUCGCUUCACCCUGGAUGAAACAGACUAUGUUAAAGCAAUGAGGCUGUUUGUUGGGGAACCGGUCUGGAAAGCAUACAAUCGUCCGGCUGAUCAUUUUGAAAUUCGAGGACAGUACUUGCAGUUUCUGACCCAAAGUGCAUAGUGAUGCUCCCAGGAGUCUGACACACUACUUGAAAAUGGGCCAAACAUGAUAAUUAAACAAAAUGUUAACAGUUUUCCUUUUUCUGCCAUGUCAUAGACUUGAAUUUGAGUUCUUUCCUUUUCAAGAUUGUCUGAUUCAAGAAAGGAAAAGACAUUAAUUCAGUGUGGAAUGAACUGAGAUUAUGAUCAAAUCCUUGUUUUAAAAAAACCAACCUUUUUGUUUUUCUAAAUAUAAAGCAAAAAUUCUGGUUUGGGUUACAUGGGUUCAGAUAUUUUAAAAAAUAUGUCCCUAAAAAUAAUAGAGUAAAAUCAUUUUUGGUCGUAUCUUUUAAGUAGGUUAGUAAUCCCAUCCCCAGCACUGUGAAGGGUAGGUAUCUAUAUAUCAUAUAAGCAUUAGAAACUUUUUCUUAGUUAGAAAUUUCUUGAUUCUAACUGCAAACCUUUUAGGUGAAAGAGACUAUAGAUACUGUAUCACAAGUUAUUAUCAUUCCUAUGACAAAAGACUCGGUGUGCACAUCUACUGAUUACCUCCUACAUCCUGGAGAACCAGAUCUUUCCAACACUGUAAGAAAAUCUGCUUAGAUUUUCCAGUGGAGCUCAAUUGUUUUGUGAUACAAUUGUGUCUAAUUUGUAAUUCUAUAGAGAAAUCAUCAUCAACCAGAAAUCAGCAGUUCCUUGGAUAAAGUGCCUUAUUUCUGAACAUUUAAAAUAUUUGGAAAUCUAUCUUUAUCUUAAAAUUUUCAACCAGGCUAGUACUAACCAGGUCACAUUCUUGUCCCAGAGAUGAGAAAAAGUGAAAGAACAAGUUAAAUGAAUGUCUCUUAAAUUCUCAGUUCUUUGAUUGCUAAAGUGGGCAACUAGCUGAUCAAAUGAUUCUUUUACAUCCCUAGUACCCUCACUUACCUAAGUCUUUGGUCCAUGUAAAUAAUCAAACAGAAAUUGCUUAGCUGCUAACUUUUUAAAAAUUAGUCUUUUAAAAUGUCUUUUACAAAGCAAAACUUUGUAAUUAUUGUAGAAACUGAACAUUAAAGAGAAAAGAAGUUCAAGCAUUCUUUUUAUUGCCUAUGUAGAGGGGUCCUUAUUUCCCAUGGAUUGUGCCUUUCCCAGGGACCUUAAUGUUCUUCUCUGAGGAGCCAUCCAGGUUUUUCUCCUUCCCUGACAGUGCCUUCACAGACCAAGGAGAACGUUGAGAUACUUAGUUAAAUUAUUUUGCUCUCAAUGAGAGGGAAGGGGAUGAAGGGAGAGGAGAAGAAAUUUUGGAACUCAAAAUUUGAAAAAAAAACAACAAUGUUAAAAAUCAUUUCUACAUGUAAUUCGGAAAAAAUAAAAUUAAAUUUUUUAAAAUAAAA
Dromiciops gliroides (monito del monte) is the source of this 1804-nucleotide messenger RNA. RefSeq names its product acireductone dioxygenase 1 (gene ADI1). The transcript is spliced from 4 exons. The record is from RefSeq and is a predicted model, not a curated record. Gene Ontology annotation, molecular function: acireductone dioxygenase [iron(II)-requiring] activity. The coding region runs from base 1 to 456 and encodes 151 amino acids. Lineage: Eukaryota; Metazoa; Chordata; Mammalia; Microbiotheria; Microbiotheriidae.